AUGAAGCGCAAAGCCAUCCUGCCAACAGCCAAGAAGACCACCAAGAAACGCAGCCCACUCCCUGACUCGAGUGAAGUUGUCGUCGAGCAGAUUGUAGAGGCAGUUGUAAGCCUCAACCUAAACCUCCCCCUGAUGCCUUUGACCGAUACACUCACCUGCGACUCGAGCAGCAGCAACGAGUCUAGCACAAGCAUGGCUGUGCAGGUCUUCACACACAGUGAGACCACCACCACCAGCACCGCCAGCAGACCUCCUGAACUGACCUCCGCUUUGCCUGACAGCACCAGCUCAACGUCCAACUUGCCACUUACCAUUUUCAGUCCAUCACCACUACCACCGCCACCAUUCAUCUGUUCAUCUGGUCCGCCGACCAGUAGCCAAACAGCACCUGCCGCCGGAGGAGGAGGAGGAGGUGGUGAGCAGCAUUUUCAGAACAAUCAGCAUUUCUUGAGCUCGUGUUCUCUGGUGAACACUACAACUAACAACUGCAAUGGCCGAAGUGAAAGCUCAGAAGGAGUGGUGAACAGCAGCGAGGUGGUCAGCUAUUCGAGCCACCACCACCAAACAUUUGCCGGUGGACAGGCACAGUACCAGCAGCAGCAUCAGCAGCAGGAGUAUCGCGCCAGCAGUAGCACUGAGAACGACGGUAGCAGCAACAGCAGCUUCGAAAUGACCAACCGCUCUUUGAUCUUUCAGUCGUACGAGGGCGACGGGAACAACAACUGCUGCUACCCGAACACGCACCAGCACUUCAUCUCCAAUGAAGAGCUGGAGCAGUUCCUCGAUCCGUACUACUUUAUACGUAACCUUCCUCCGCUGACGCCGGAGAUGCAGGUCCGCUCACCAGUGUUGCCUCUCAAGACGAGAAGCUCUCCGGAGUUCACCCUCGUCUUGGAUCUCGACGAAACCCUUGUGCACUGUUCACUGACCGAACUGGAGGACGCCACCUUCUCCUUUCCUGUGAACUUUCAGGACUGCGAAUACCGCAUCUACGUUCGAACGCGGCCAUUCUUCAGGGAGUUCCUGGAGCGCGUCUCACGCAUGUUCGAAGUCAUUCUCUUCACUGCCUCGAAGAAGGUCUACGCUGACAAGCUGCUGAAUCUCCUCGAUCCGGAAAGAAAGCUGGUCAAGUAUCGACUGUUUCGCGAACACUGCAUUUGUGUUUGUGGAAACUACAUUAAGGACCUGAAUAUUCUGGGCCGAGACCUGUCACGUACCAUCAUCAUCGACAACUCACCACAAGCCUUUGGCUACCAGCUGGAGAAUGGUAUUCCCAUCGAAAGCUGGUUCAUAGACAAAAAUGACAGUGAGCUGUUGAAACUGUUGCCCUUUCUGGAGAAUCUGAUCAACGUUAAUGAAGAUAAUGAAGAUGUACGUCCUCAUAUCUGCAAUCGCUUUCACGCGGCCUAUGCUAGUCAGCUAAACUGUUCUCGCGUCGAAUGA
This is a messenger RNA of Rhagoletis zephyria (snowberry fruit fly), 1443 nucleotides long. The record is from RefSeq and is a predicted model, not a curated record. NCBI's taxonomy places the organism in Eukaryota, Metazoa, Arthropoda, Insecta, Diptera, Tephritidae.